UGUUCGAUAGGUACCUGGAAAACAGACGGAUUGUAUCUGGCGUAGCUGUGGCCAAAUCGCGAUUAGGCAGCGUGUAGUUUUGUGAACCAAUUUUCAGCAGAAUGAAUGCAAUUUCACCGACCAAAGUAGGACUUCUUUUGGUUCUUAUAAGUCUGCUGUUCACAAAUAUAGAUUCUGCUAAAAGUGUUUGUACACAUUGCAAGCAAUUCGAUCGACGUUGCAUCUGUAGGUGUGCGAAUAGACUUGUGUCAUUAGAUCCAACCAUCGUGCCAAAUUAUUGUAGAAAACGUUCCACUCCUGAUAUUGUUCAGAGUCACUCAGAGCAAGACACUACACAGACUGAAAGUUCAACAUCAACGUAUAUGAAGAUUAUGAACCUGAUAAAUCUUUUGACAAGAGCAAGUAACAGGGAUAGCCGAGUUCCCAUCAGUGAUUACAGAGAAAACCUGCAAUUAACGGACUAUUGAUUAAGCUCAUUUUACUUUCUUCGCUUGACUGGCAAAAGAAACAUAUCAAAUGUCAUCAAAUAAAAAGGGCACCUUAACAAGUUGUGCAUAGUCUAGCUGAUGUAAAUUGAGCAGAGCAUUUACCCAGCUUGUUUUUACUUCAAAUUAAUUAACACUUCAAUGUCAGGUCCUCUCUGACAAUCGAGGUCAUACUAUUUUGAAACAUGGAAAAGGCUGUCGAACUUGAACACUGGAGAUUUUUUUUUACCUUAGGAAACAGCACGCUAAUAUGGAUAAAAUAGCACUGUGUACCCACUUAUCCCCUAAGUGAAAUUUAUGUAUAGUCCUAUAAAGGUAAUUAAAUGACUAGGGGCUAUAACCUGUACUGAUAAUCUCACAACAAUACUGAAUACAUAACAGUACAGAUAUAGAAGAAUGAAUAUGACAUAUUGAGAACGAUAGCAUUGCAUAUUCCACUUUCUGAACAUAUUUAUUUGACAAUUCAAUAUCAACAGAAUUCUUUUUACUGUACAGUAAUGGAUUUCGGUGAAUCGUCUUCUGACGAUUAUUGUUAAAUUAUUAUUGGUAUUUAUGUAAUCUAUUUGUAAUUCUAUUUUUAGUUAUCACGUACAUUGGAAUGCUUCCAUUUGUGUAUAAUCACGUACGUUCGUUAUUUUUUUUUUCUCAUUUGAUAGUGAUCUGUACACUUAGAGUAUAAAAAUAAUACUCUAAAACCAACACCCAAUUCACACUUGAUAAAAUGUUACACGGGACGCGUACUAAAUCACGGGGUGAUUUUUUUUUUAGCACUGGACGCGUGUAACAUUUUUUGCUCGUAUGAAUCGGUUUCAUCUUAUGAGUUGUUAGUCAUACGAAUUCUGGUUAUGACAGAAUUUAAUCCAGAAAACUAAUAAUUUUUUUUUCUUUACAUAUUUGAAGACACAUGUAUUAACUGAAUUUAAGCAUUGUGGGUCGAAACUAGGCCUACGAUCAAAACAUCUGAGACGAACAAACAAUACAAUGACAUGGAUGAUCAAGGACCGGGAACAGUGGUGUAACGGUUAUGAGCUCUCACUGGCUAAAGCCAGAACCCCAGAGCCUUAAAGGGCCCCAGUAAAUUCAAAAAUUGUUUUACAAACAAAGAACCAAGGCCUUUUUCCAAGCCAGAGUAUGCAAAUGUUAAAUAUGUUUUUAAUUAAUACCGUACUCUAUAACUAACACCCAAUUCACACUUGAUAAAAUGAUCCUGAUGAUAAAAUGAUUCCUGAUGGUGACAUAAUUAAUGUCGAAAUAUUGAAUCCCAACACGAUGGCGUGUAUUUCAAUACUUUGAGUAUGUAUUAUACUUUCUUAAAUAUGUUUCUGUUUCUAUUAUUAUUAAAAAGUGUUUGUAAUCAUUAGUUACA
This is a messenger RNA of Anneissia japonica, 1851 nucleotides long. RefSeq lists its product as uncharacterized. Lineage: Eukaryota; Metazoa; Echinodermata; Crinoidea; Comatulida; Comatulidae. The transcript is spliced from 5 exons. Bases 102 to 467 code for a protein of 121 amino acids. The record is from RefSeq and is a predicted model, not a curated record.